AUGCACAACUGCCCCAUCUCAUAUUGGCACUGGGCCUAUGUUGAUCUAGAGUGCAAUUACAGGAGACUGUCUGAGCUUGAGCUUCGCACCGACGAGCUUCAGGAGCGCCUCAGAUCAUCGAGCCAUCACCCCGAGGCGGCGGCGACUGUGCCCCAGUCGUCUUGGGCGGCUGUUAAUGACCUGCGGACCGUCAACGCCGAGUCCGAAAGUCGUCUGGCGUCGGUCGCACCUUUCUUUAGAGACGCCGCCAUUGCCCCAGUCUCAUUUCGAUCGUUUUCUCAAGCGGCCGCCGAAUCUCUGCAGACUCCGGAAAGUCUCGCUCAUGACUAUCAACCCGCAGGCAGCACUUUGCCACGGUGUCUGGAAGGACAAUCCGUCGAUUCUAAGGAUAUCGACGCGAUGUUUCGGCUGUAUUUCCGCGACUACGCCAGUCUUGUUCCCAUUCUCGAUCCUACGAUUUCACCGAAUGCAUAUUACAACCUCUCUCCCUUACUCUUCUGGGCCAUAAUCGGCGUCUCAUGCCGUACCUAUUCUAGAAACCCGACGCUCAUUUCGGUCUUGCCAGCCAAGAUCAAGACCAUGGCGCUGAUGUCGCUCAACGCGACCAUCACUUUGCCCGUCGUGCAAGCGUUACUUCUGAUCUUGUAUUGGCCCUUCCCAAAAUCAGGCAACGGACACGACAUGACCUACCCGCUUAGUGCCGCUGUGUUACACAUGGCAAUGCAAAUUGGAUUACAUGUGCCGGUCGCAAGUCACGAGUUCAGCAAAAUUCCGGUCAAACUGACUGAAGACGAACUAAAAAUCCGUGCUGAGACUUGGGGAUAUUGUACACUUGUCUAUCAACGUGGUUGCUGUUUCAAGGGAAGCCCGCCAACGCCGAUGCUCGAUGUGCCACACGACCUCGAACAGCGGCGGGCAUUGUUUCAGAGGAUAUCGCCGAAACUGAAGUUCGAGCUGAAACUACAGGAUGUAGUCACGAGAUGCUGCAUUGCCGCCUCGCAGAACGGGCUCUGGACAAUGACUGCUGAUCAGGAAAGGUCGCUGGACACGUUGUUGAAUGUCUUCCAGGCGCAGAUUUCCAGUGUCGCGCUGGAAGACUCUUCCGACCUUGACCAACUCUACGUGUACAUUGCGACCCUCACGAUCCAAGUCUUCAAUUUGUACAAAUCCCCAAUGGCACACGAUCCGACUUCGCUUUAUGAUCUGUGUGCCUCGUGCUGUCAGGUAAUUGAAUCCUUUGACAAUUUAGACAAGUCGGGACAAGUUUGCCUGGCCGGCGCCGGGCUCUACUUCUUCUACAGCUUGAUGGUGACCAGCCACGUUCUCUUACGAUUGCUCAAGACCUCUCUCAGCCGAUAUAUCGAUGUCGAGAGGGCGAAAACCGCACUCUUUCUGGGAAUCAGCCUCCACAAACGCAUGUCAGUCCAGAAUGACGACCUCCCGGCCCGUAAUGGCGUCGCCUUGACCCAGCUCUGGAACAGUAAUCGCGUCUUCAAGAGACCUAAUGGGACCGAGGUGGUGGCAUUGCGUAUCCGGAGCCGCCUGACGGGCAGCGUCGUUUUGGACGGGAUUGUCUGGUGGAGGGAAGAAUUCGGGGGAUUCAUGGGCGUCUACCCGCCACCUUUGGGUGACAAUCGGACUGAAGAUGCUUCCGGAAUCGAAGCGGCCAACGAGACGAAUCCAACUGCUCAAGAUGAUGGCUCGAUGCCGGUGGCAACUAAGCCCGACUACUCGACCUUUUUGGAUGAUCCAAUGCUGACCGAAUUUGGCUGGCCUGUCACAGAGGAUGUCUUCUCUUCUAUAUGGACCGACGGUCCAAUUGCCACGAUAUGA
This is a messenger RNA of Cladophialophora psammophila CBS 110553, 1833 nucleotides long. RefSeq lists its product as uncharacterized. Bases 1 to 1833 code for a protein of 610 amino acids. NCBI's taxonomy places the organism in Eukaryota, Fungi, Ascomycota, Eurotiomycetes, Chaetothyriales, Herpotrichiellaceae. Gene Ontology annotation, molecular function: zinc ion binding; DNA-binding transcription factor activity, RNA polymerase II-specific; transcription cis-regulatory region binding. Gene Ontology annotation, biological process: regulation of DNA-templated transcription; DNA-templated transcription. Gene Ontology annotation, cellular component: nucleus. The transcript has 5 exons. The record is from RefSeq and is a predicted model, not a curated record.